UACGCUAAACCAACUAAAUUGAUAACUGGUUUGCUUUUCGUUGCUGUGUAAUGUUGUUUACCUCCCGUCAGUUCCCCCCCCGAACAUCACGCCUCGUCCUGUGUUGCGGGUUGUCAGUUUGCGUUUCUUAUUUGGAACAGACUAUAUAGGUAUACGCGUCUCAUGGAUGACUCAUUAUCGCACCCUGCGCUUAUUGUCGAUUACAUUGUCCACGUUUAUGAGACGUGCUUCUGUUUCGUAUCAUUAGCACAUAGCACAAAUCAUGACAUCACUUCAUUUAGUGUUCGCGAUGCAUUCGUAAGAAUCGUUCACAUUAUCCCGCGUUUGUGCUUCAUUUCAUUUAUUUCAUUCUCAGGUACCUAGUUAAAUAGUCGUGUUCGAUUACGUGUGUGGUACUCGAUACAAUGUUUUCUUGCAACGAUUGUGAAACAAAAUGUACGAAAAAACUAUAUCUGAGACGUCAUAUCGUAAAUGUGCACUUAAACAUAGGUAAAAUUCAUUGUAUUUCUUGUAAAAAGUAUUUUCGCUCGGAUAAUUACAAAAUCCACGAGAAAGUUUGUCGAGGUAAAGCUGCAGCUUCGUUGAAAAAAAACCAUCCGAACACUGCUGCCAUCCCAAGCACUUCGAAGGCCGCUGUUGAUCUGAAUACAUCGCCACCUCCUCCAAAACGGCAAAAAUUCUGCGAUUUUUGUAAUGUCCACGUCGAGAUACGUCAAUGGGGUGGUCAUCAGCGUACUUUAAAACACAAGAACAACGUCGCCCAUCAAACACCAAACGAACGAGUGAAGAUAAUUAAGAGCGCGUUUAAAGAUCGAAUCGCUGUAUACAGAAUAACAGCAGCGUCUUCUUUCCUGGUUGUCAGUGAUUUUAUGGAUGCUAUCAGGACGGAUGUUGAUACAGUCGCCGAUCAAGUAAAACGUGAAUACUACAAUUUUAAAUUCAAUUUCGAAUUAUUCGCUUUGUGUAGUAAACCCACAGUCGAGAAUUCCGCCGAGGUUAAAUCAUUCGCCACGAAAAAUAUCACAUAUUGCAGCGAAAGUAACGAAGAUGAUAACGGUAACGACUUCAGUUCCUGCUAUGACGUUUUUAAACAUGCGAUUAUUACCAAAAGUGAAGAAUUCCAAGAAUCUGGAUCCGGGUGGUCUUUAGAGUGCAUUCAGUUCUUGGAGAUAAAUUUCUCAAAAUAUGAUCCGUUAAGAGGUGGAUCGUAUUUAUCACUACCCGAAUGGAUUAAAUUAAAGAAAGCUGUAAUAAAUGUUAAGAAUGAUGACGACAAAUGUUUCGCUUGGGCGGUAGUCUCAGCUCUCUAUCCAGUCCAAAAAAAUGCUGAUCGUGUUUCAUCCUAUCCCCAAUAUGACAAAGUAGGCGUCAAUUUUGACGGUAUAGGUUUCCCAGUAAUGCUUUCAGAUAUAGGAAAAUUUGAAAGAGUUAACCCGAAAAUUAGUGUUAAUGUGCUUGGUAUAAAAGAGGAAAAAAUUGUAGGACCGUUGUAUCGUACUAAAAAUAAAGCUGCUGACCAUGAAAUUGAUCUAUUGUUGGUUCAAGACGACAAUUUUAACUCUCAUUAUUGCUGGAUCAAAAACCUAAGCCGAUUGUUAUCUUCACAAAUCAAUAGUAGGGAACAUAAAAAAUUCCUAUGUAGGCACUGUUUUAUCAAUUUUCCUACCGAAGAAAAACUGAAACUACAUCAAAAGCACGAUUGUAAUCACGUAUGCACGAUACUACCCUCAGAACAUGAAUCGUACGUGCAUUUUCACAAGAAGAAUUUCAAAAAACAAUUAGAAGUUCCGUUUGUGAUUUACGCGGAUUUCGAAGCAUCGUUUAAAAAUUACGCCACAUGUUCUCUCGAUCCAAAAAUCCUAGCUGAGAAAUCGUACACGGAGAACGUAUCCAAACACAAACCAUUUAGUUUCGCUUGCAAAGUUAAAUGUCGUAACAACGAUAAAUUGGAUUCGUUUCACAUAUAUCGUGGUCGUGACUGCGUAAAAAAAUUUUGGGAGUACAUCGUGGACCAAACCAAUCGUAUAUAUCGGCAUUUAAAAACUAAAAAAAUGCUACCUUUGUCUGUUGAAGAAAUGUCUAGUUUUACUAGUGCAACUGAGUGUCAUAUUUGUAAGCAAGGGUUACUGGAUGAUGAUAAAGUAAAAGAUCACGAUCAUUAUACCGGUGAGUUUCGCGGCGCUGCUCAUUCAGAUUGUAACAUUAACAUGCAACGAGCGAAAUUUAUUCCGGUAAUAUUUCAUAAUUUAUCGAACUACGACGCGCAUUUCAUCAUUCCGGGAAUUGACUAUGAUAAAGAACGCGUUGAAGUCAUUCCAAACUCUAAAGAAAAAUAUAUUUCAUUCACCAAACACGUUAAAAUCUGGAAUCGCGAUUCCAAAAAAGAGUGCACAGUUAAAGUACGGUUUUUGGAUUCGCGUCGAUUUAUGAAUGCGAGUUUGGAUGAGUUGGUUAAAAAUCUCGAACCGAAUCAAAUGAGCAACAUGAAAGCUCGUUUCCCCGAUGAUGAUGAAUUUCAGUUACUGAAAGAGAAAGGUGUUUUCCCCUAUGAGUACAUAGAUGGGCGAAAUAAAUUGAAAGAACAGAGUAUUCCUCCUCAAGAUGUAUUUUACUCAAAGUUGAAAGAUAAAGGUAUUUCUAAAGAAGAAUACACCAGAGUGCAACAGAUAUGGCAGAAAUUUAAGUGUAAGACAUUAGGGGAAUAUUCAGAUUUGUAUUUAGAAACUGAUGUGUUACUUUUAACCGACGUGUUUGAAAAUUUUCGCACUGUUUGCUUAAAAACGUAUCAAUUAGAUCCAGCUCAGUAUUACACUUCACCUGGACUGAGUUGGGAUGCAAUGUUGAAACAUACCGGCAUCCGGUUAGACUUGUUUACCGACAUUGAUAUGAUGUGCUUCAUAAAAAAAGGCAUUCGAGGUGGUUUGGCACAAUGUGUGAAACGAAAAGCAACCGCGAAUAAUAAAUAUAUAGAAAAUUACGAUAAGUCAAAACCGUCUAAUUAUCUGGUAUAUUUAGACGCCAACAACCUAUAUGGCGCAGCCAUGUCUCAGUACCUACCAUACGGAGAAUUCAAGUGGAUAGGUCCUAAUGAGCUUGAUUCAGAUAAUAUUCAUGAUUUGAGUGAUGACAGCGAUACCGGAUACAUCUUGGAAGUAGAUCUGAAGUAUUCGAAUGAGUUACAUGAUGAACACGCCGAUUUUCCAUUUUGCCCAAGAAAUAUUAUUCCACAGGCAUCAAAAUCUAAACAAAGCAAGCUCAUCGCCGACGUUUGUGAUAAAACAAAUUAUAUCAUUCACUAUCGAAAUCUAAAACAGUGUUUACAAAAUGGCUUGACAUUAGUUAAAGUUCAUCGAAUUUUACAAUUCAAACAGUCGGAUUGGCUAAAAAGCUACAUAGAUCUAAACACUAACAAAAGAAUGCUCGCGACGAAUCAAUUCGAAAAAGAUUUUUUUAAAUUGAUGAAUAAUGCUGUUUUUGGGAAAACGAUGGAAAACGUUGAUAAAAGAGUCGAUGUAAAACUAAUCACACAUUGGGAUAAUAUAGGUAAACGUCGCGGUGCGCGACAUUUCGUCAAUUUACCACAAUUUCAUUCGUGUGAUAUAUUCAAUGAAACGCUGGUCGCGAUUCAAUUGACUCGGGUCAAAAUUAAGUACGAUAAACCAAUUUAUGUAGGAUUCGCGGUUCUGGACCUGUCGAAGACAGUGAUGUACGAUUUCCAUUACUCGUACAUAAAAAAAAAAUAUGGCGAUGAUGCGGAUUUAUUAUACACAGACACCGAUUCCCUCUUUUACGAUAUUCGCACCCACGAUGUGUACGAGGACAUGCGACUUGAUUUACCUCAAUGGUUUGAUACGAGCGAUUAUCCAAUUGAUAACAUUUAUGGCUAUCCGCGUGUUAAUAAAAAAGUAAUCGGAAAGUUUAAAGACGAGUUCAAAGGUGAAAUUGUAACGAGUUAUAUUGGAUUGAAGUCCAAAACAUAUUGUAUUAGCGUUGGAGAUAAGGUGCAGGUAAAAAAUAAAGGCGUAUCAAAAAGUGUUGAUAUUACUCCUGACGAUUUUCAAAAUGUCUUGCAUAGCAGAGAAACUAUUCAUAAGCCUAUGUAUAUUUUUAAAUCUUGUAAACACGAAAUACAUACUCAAUUAAUUAAUAAAGUAGCGUUAAGCUUUUCUGAUGAUAAACGUUAUAUUAUUAAAAAUAGUGAGAAGACAUUACCAUGGGGGCAUUAUAAAAUCCCCGAAUAGUUUGCCGAUAAUUUUUAAAUUCUUGAAUACCUGCCUAUGGGUUUUUACAUUUUUAUGAUGCUUUUGUAAUUUAUUAUUCAAAUACAUACAUAUGUACCUACAUACAAUA
Molecule: messenger RNA, 4350 nt
Organism: Planococcus citri (citrus mealybug)
Lineage: Eukaryota; Metazoa; Arthropoda; Insecta; Hemiptera; Pseudococcidae
Exons: 1
Coding region: 405-4241 (1278 amino acids)
Source: RefSeq, a predicted model, not a curated record